CGAAAUGACGCUGGCCAUGAACGCUCAUUCCCCACGACCGCGACGACAUAGGCAUGCUGGCUGGAAGGGAGCUGCAGGAUGGACGAGCGUGGGUUGAGAGUCCGUACUUGAGGUCGCUGAUUGCCGGCGGCCUCGCAGGCACAACCGUCGACCUCUCCCUCUUCCCCCUCGACACGCUCAAAACCCGCCUCCAAUCCUCCGCCGGCUUCACCGCCUCGGGCGGCUUCACCGGCAUCUACCGCGGCGUCGGCUCCGCCCUGAUCGGCAGCGCCCCGGGCGCAGCCCUCUUCUUCAUCACCUACGACUCCAUCAAGCGCGCUCUUCUCCCACCGGCGGCCGCCGACGCGCUGGCAACUACAUCAACGACCCUGACCCUGACGGAUACCACCAUAACAGAAGGCAGGAUCGCGUACAAUGUCGAGGGAAAGCCGUACACGGAGCACACCCGGGCCGCAGACAUGGGCGAGAAGGGCAGAGCGGCCGCCGUGCACAUGCUCGCUGCGUCGGCGGGCGAGAUCGCCGCCUGCGCUGUCCGCGUCCCCACCGAGGUCGUCAAGCAGCGCGCCCAGGCGAUUCAGCAUCCUUCGUCCCUGUCUGCGCUCGUGCAUAUCCUGUCGCACCGCGGAACCCACGGUUACCUGCACGUAUGGCGCGAGUUGUAUAGGGGCUGGGGCAUCACCGUCAUGCGCGAGGUGCCCUUCACCGUGAUACAGUUCCCGCUCUGGGAGAGCCUCAAGCAGUGGCGGUUACGUUCCACGGGCCGCUUGGGACCGGGCCACGACGUCUCGGGGCUCGAAGGCGGCGUGUUGGGCAGUCUGGCCGGGGCUGUGGCUGCGGGGAUCACGACGCCUUUGGAUGUGCUGAAGACGCGCAUGAUGUUGGCGAGGGAGCGGGUGGCCAUGUUGACCAUGUUGAGGACGAUCUUGAGGGAGAGCGGGCCCCAGGCCUUCUUCAAGGGGCUGGGGCCCAGGGUCGGGUGGAUCAGUGCCGGCGGCGCGAUAUUUCUAGGGAGUUAUCAGUGGGUGAGCAAUGUUUUGGGGGGAGUGGUUGUUUAGGGGCGUGGGACUUCGAUCUAUAUGACCAAGGCGGAAUCCAGGAAGAAAUGUAUGAAUAGGGGAAAACGAUUGGGAGUGGGAGGUCAAGAUAGGGGUUAUCUGGUACAGCGCAUAUAGCAUACCUCCAACGAGCAUACAAUACGUCAAUGAAUAGAC
Messenger RNA from Westerdykella ornata, 1211 nucleotides. RefSeq names its product mitochondrial carrier. The transcript has 2 exons. NCBI's taxonomy places the organism in Eukaryota, Fungi, Ascomycota, Dothideomycetes, Pleosporales, Sporormiaceae. Gene Ontology annotation, cellular component: mitochondrial inner membrane. Bases 54 to 1055 code for a protein of 333 amino acids. Gene Ontology annotation, biological process: transmembrane transport. Gene Ontology annotation, molecular function: S-adenosyl-L-methionine transmembrane transporter activity. The record is from RefSeq and is a predicted model, not a curated record.